AUGGACCAGAACUGCGAGUUGAUUCCCACGAUACCCGAUGACGAGACCCACGGCGUUCUUGGUCUAACAACUCUUUACGAACCGUUACCUCCUACUAGCGUUUCGGCGGAUAUUGUCUUCGUUCACGGACUAGGCGGAGGUAGUCGAAAAACAUGGUCCUAUUCUAUCGAUCGGUAUCAUUACUGGCCGCAAGCAUGGCUUUCAAAAGAUCCGGACUUCACGGAUAUACGUAUCAACACAUUUGGUUAUAAGUCUGACUGGGUAGAACGACAACAGAGUAUCCUUAAUAUUCACGACUUCGCCGAGUCGCUAGUCGGAGAACUAAAAAACAACCCUAGCAUACGGCGUAGUAAUACACGUAUUAUAUUCGUUUGUCAUAGUAUGGGCGGAUGCGUCGCUAAGAAGGCUUACAUUCUGGCACGUCAGGAUCCGACUUGUAAAGACCUCGCCGAUAGAAUCCACUCAAUAUUCUUCUUAGGCACUCCGCACCGGGGCAGCGAUCUUGCUGCAAUACUGCAGAGGUUGUCUAUCAUCGCCUGGGGCUCGAAACCGUUCGUCUCUGACCUCAUCCCCGACUCGUCUACAUUAAGGGAUAUUAACGAUACGUUCCGUCACUAUGCGUCAGAUCUGCGUCUCUGGUCCUUUUACGAGACGGCCCCCGUCAAGCCUAAGAUUUUGAACAAGAUCGUAGUUGAGAGACAUUCGGCGACGCUUGGUUAUCCCAACGAAGAGAUUAUUGCUAUGAACGCUGACCACCGCGAGCUAUGCAAAUUCAACAGUCCGGCUGAUCCUAACUACAGAAUCCUACGAAAUGCCCUCCAUACGGCUGCUGACAUGCUAAGAUCGUUGCCACUUCAGAACGUAACCCCUUUACAACCUCACAUCCACAUGACUUCUGCGCAGCAGGAUUCGAACCAAGAGAGCAUUAAACAACGCCUAAUGUCGUUCCUAGAUGUCGUCGAUACGUUAGAAGAUGAGCUUCAAAUUCUCCAAUUGCUCCAAGAGCCCGGCUCUUGUCGGUGGUUCUCAGAAGCCAAGCGGUUUACCUCGUGGAAAGCAGAUGAGUCUCCAGGAAUACUCUGGCUUACUGGGAGACCAGCUUCCGGAAAAUCAGUUCUUUCCAGCCACGUAGUUGAGCAGGUGAAGUCGCAAGGUGCUUCUUGUAGCUAUUUUUUCUUCAAGGAAAAGGAGGCUAGCAAGUCUACGCUUAGCGAUUGUUUGCGUUCGCUCGUCUUUCAGAUGGCCAUGCAGGAUAUCCAUGUUACAGAAAUGCUCCUUCAACUCGAAAGCGAAGGUGUGAGCUGGGAUAUAACCGAUGAGCUGAGCGUUUGGAGGAGGCUUUUCAUCAGUGGGGUCUUCAAGCUACCAUCUAUCUCUCGCCACUUCUGGAUAAUCGACGGCGUGGACGAGUGUACUAACUUCAAUUCUCUCUUCACCAAAAGGAUCCUGAGCACAAUACCUAAGGGCCUCCGCCUUUUCGCUACCAGCCGAAAUCUAGAAGAGAUCGGACGUGGUUUGACGUCUCUCGGUUCACGUGUGAGCCUACAAUCCCUAUCCGAAACCGAUACGCUUGGCGAUAUGCGUCUCUUCGUGACUUCGCGACUCAGAGAGCUAGACCGCCUAGAAACCGACGAAAGCGUCCAUGCGAUGUGCGAGAAGAUCCUAAAGAAGUCAUCCGGCUCUUUCUUAUGGGUCCGACUCGUACUUCAAGAGUUCGAGAAUGCUUGGACCAGCGAAGCCAUGGAUGCUGUCUUGCAUGAAGUGCCUAUAGACCUUCAAGAGAUGAGUCUUGACACCGGUGAACAUGAAACGAUCUCCUGGAGAGGCAUGCACGACGGAGAUAUCACCGGUACUAUGGAGAUUCCUGAUCAACCACCCAAGAAAGCGGCGUUCUCUACUGCGGGUGAAACUGUGCUACUCGCCGUGGGUUAUCGAAAUUACCCAAUAUUUAUCUGGAACGCUUUUGAGCUGCAGUUACUAGGACAAUGCGUAGCCGACGGAACCAACGGCAUAGAUGAUAUGACAUUUAACCCCAACCCUGAGAUCGCUACGCUAGUCGUGUCCUACAGCGACGGCAGGCUGUUUCUAUUUGAUUACAUGACCAUGAUACCCACGUUCACUCGUCCGAAUAUGUUCGCGAAUAGCAUCGCCUGUUCCCCAGACGGUCGCAGCCUUGUCACUGGUAGCACCAGGGGUAUUAUUGAGGUAUUCGAAUUCGACCAGGACCACGCCGGAAACAUAGUACUAGUUCCCAUAUACGGCAUCCAAGCCUUCGAUGACUCGAUCCGUAGUGUAACAUUUAGUGCUGAUGGUCUACGUUUCGUCGACCUUCACGACCAACAAUGCCGUGUCUGGGCACCUGCAGCACUGAUGCGGAAGGAAAACGAACUGGAGAGCGUAAGUGACAUUGUUCCGCAACCCCCCAAAAUAGUCGACAUUCUCGAGGAAUCGGAGACCCCGGAGAUCACGAGUGAUUUAGUUGUGUCUUCCAACGGCGGCUGCGUUGUUGCAGGCAAGAGUAACGGCGAGGUCCUGGCAUUUUCAGCUAGCAGUGGGAAGGAAUUAGGCGUAUUGUAUCAACACGGAAGAGGCGUAUCUGUUAUCCAUCUUGCUCUAGGAGAGGCACGCAACUUAGUCGUUUCAGCGGAUGAUUCUGGCAGGGUAUUGGUGGUAGAACUAACUUCGUCUCUCCCCGCAUCAUCAGCGUCACAGAAGUUACCAGCCGCGCGUAUCAUACUAGACCACCGGUUCGGUACCGCUGUUGUUAGUCUACUGAUUAACCCCUCAGCAGAUCGGCUUCUAAUUAGUGGACGCGGCAUCGACGAACUUUGCGAUUUGCUGUCAGGUCGGGUUUUGAGUUCGAUAUCUCACGUCGUCAGUAACUCCAUGUCGAUGACUCUCAGUCAACAGGUUGCCAUUUUGGACGUAGGCGGAAGUUCGACAACAGCUGUAGCCUUUCAGCAUCCAACUAACGAGGAUUGGGCCGUGCUGGUGUUUGCUGAUACCGCUCGAAUCUUCUGCUGGUCCGAUUUCCGGGAGUUAACUACCGCGAACGGCAUCCUCCUUCAACCCCCCUUAACACCUGUCGAGCCUCGCCCCUUCAAACACUCCACGACUCUACGUCUGGCCAAUAUCAGCAUUCGAUCCAGCAACACCAUUACCCCAAGAACCACUGCCAACGGAAGUGAGUCUGAGUAG
This is a messenger RNA of Daldinia childiae, 3198 nucleotides long. RefSeq names its product Protein SERAC1. The transcript has 4 exons. Gene Ontology annotation, molecular function: protein binding; hydrolase activity, acting on ester bonds. The record is from RefSeq and is a predicted model, not a curated record. NCBI's taxonomy places the organism in Eukaryota, Fungi, Ascomycota, Sordariomycetes, Xylariales, Hypoxylaceae. The coding region runs from base 1 to 3198 and encodes 1065 amino acids.